AUGAUAUUUGAAGCCGUUCUUGCAACAGGAUUUCUGUGCAACAGCGAUGGAACGAGAACAGCUCCUCUGAUGCUGGAUCUUCAGACGAGCUAUUGCAGAGAAGUGGAAUAUUAUCCAAAGACGGUCAGCGAAGCACAAGAUAUGUUGAAGAUUCACAUGGAAGUGAGUAAAAAUCCGGGAGUGAACCUCUACCAAGGAAAACACCAACCUAAUCAAGGUAUAUGUAAAGGAAAAGGAAAGGGGAAGCCGAAGGAUGGAAAGAAGGCAGCAUGUUAUGUGUGUGGCAACAAAGACAGUAUGUCUCCAAAAUGCCCAGACAGACUGCUACAAAAGACCCAAUGGAAGAAUCAGGAUCAAUAUGUUGACUAUGGGAAGAAGCUCAAUCUUAAUCAGAUUGGAGCAACUGUCCCAGCUACUGUUCCAGCUAUAGUUCCUGGAGCUUCACAAGUGGAGCAUCAAUUGUUGCGAGAAGCGUUACAUCACCUUUGCAACAUGGAGAUCAAGAAUGCUAAGUUUGUCACCUGCAUUGAUACCACUGUGCGUUAUCGCUCAUGUAUUCCCGUGCAGAACCUGAAGACUGACCCUGUAUUUGAAGCAUUGGAUAAGAUAUUCCGCCGCUACAACAAGGCAGGCUUUCAAGUCAAGAUCAUCAAGUGUGAUCGGGCGUUCAUUCCUCGCUCUCACGAAUGA
Molecule: messenger RNA, 690 nt
Organism: Cylindrotheca closterium
Lineage: Eukaryota; Bacillariophyta; Bacillariophyceae; Bacillariales; Bacillariaceae
Source: the annotation of a GenBank genome assembly